Molecule: messenger RNA, 938 nt
Organism: Bombus pascuorum
Lineage: Eukaryota; Metazoa; Arthropoda; Insecta; Hymenoptera; Apidae
Gene: Vps29
Product: vacuolar protein sorting-associated protein 29
Exons: 4
Coding region: 203-751 (182 amino acids)
Biological process (GO): intracellular protein transport; retrograde transport, endosome to Golgi
Cellular component (GO): endosome; retromer complex
Source: RefSeq, a predicted model, not a curated record
CUCGUAUUUAGCGCAUUGUAAAAAAUAGUUGCAAUUAAUACGAUCUCGAAUCUCGAAAAUCGAAGUCUUAUCUGUCAAACAUAUUUCCAAUGGUGCAUUUGACAUUUCAUUAGCUUUUGUUCUUCACAGAUAUCAAAUGCGAUAAAAUAAAUAUUAACGCUAAAAAAUAUAUAGGAAUUCAAAAAAUAUUAUUAAAUUCGUCAUGCUUGUUUUAGUAUUGGGAGAUUUACACAUACCACACAGAUGUAGUAGUCUUCCAAGUAAAUUUAAGAAAUUGUUGGUGCCUGGUAGAAUACAACAUAUUUUAUGUACAGGUAAUCUUUGUACUAAAGAAUCAUAUGAUUACUUGAAAACACUAGCCAGUGAUGUACAUGUUGUUAGAGGAGAUUUUGAUGAGAAUUUAAAUUAUCCAGAACAAAAAGUGGUCACUGUUGGUCAGUUUAGAAUAGGUUUGUCACAUGGACAUCAAGUGGUACCUUGGGGAGAUCCGGAAUCACUAGCUUUAAUUCAAAGACAAUUAGACGUUGAUAUUUUGAUAUCAGGUCAUACACAUAAAUUUGAGGCAUACGAGCAUGAAAACAAAUUUUAUAUUAAUCCUGGUUCAGCAACAGGGGCAUAUAACCCUCUUGACACAUCAGUUAUCCCAUCUUUUGUUCUAAUGGAUAUUCAAAGCUCAACAGUUGUAACUUAUGUCUAUCAACUUGUUGGUGAUGAAGUAAAAGUUGAACGAAUUGAGUACAAAAAAAAUUAAAAUAUGUAGGAAGAUUAAAAUGUAAGAUAUAUAUCAUAAAUUGAAAAUGGAAUUUCAUAGUGAAAUUCAAGAUUAAUCUGUGUAUAAUCCAUAUAAAAUAUUACCUGUAUUAUCAUUUAAGCAUUUAUAUAAAAAUUUAAAUUAUACACUGCAUUUGAUAUAAAUAAAAUGGAAAUACAAUAUAUAA